AUGGCGACGAACAAUAAUUGGCCCUCUUGUGCUAAGCUCCGGCCAGUGAAGAGCCGAGUCCCUCCCAGAUCGUGGGACAGUCACAUGCAUGUCACGGAACCCCGAUAUCCACUCGUCGCGAACGCAGCAUACAAGCCCAUGCCUCACACGAUCGAGGACGCGAUGACCUUCGAAUCAUCCCUUGGGAUUGAGAACGUUGUCCUUGUUCAACCAUCCAUCUACGGGUUUGACAACUCAUGUCUUCUCGACGCCCUCCGGCGCAUUGGGCCUUCGCGCGGGCGAGGCAUCGUUGUUAUAGAUCCGGCUCAUACAGAACCCGCCAGGUUGGGAGCAUGGCACAAAUUAGGCGUGCGCGGUGUUAGAAUUAAUUUUAAAUCAUCAGGGAAGGAGCCGACUCGUGGGGAGCUAAGACAGACUCUUUUUGAACACGCAGAACUCAUCCGCCCGCUGGGAUGGAUGAUCCAAGUCCACACGGCCAUGAGCAUGAUCCCACUAUUGGAGGAGAUUAUCCCACAGCUCGGGGUCAAGGUCUGUAUCGAUCAUUUCGGGGGACCCGAUCUAUCCCAGGUGGACUGGGACAAAGGAGGAUCUUUCGACCCUUACUCUCUUCCGGGGUUCCAAUCGUUAAUUGCUUUGCUCAAGGCUGGGAGGACAUAUGUGAAGAUCUCUGCACCAUAUCGCCUUAGCCAGGACGAAGAGUUCCGAGACCUGGAAAUUAUAAUUCGGGAGUUCCUACGAGAGGCGCCUAACCAGAUACUCUAUGCUACGGAUUGGCCACACACUAGAUUCUCUGGUAUCAAUGUCGAACCGUUUACAGAACAAUGUUUACGUAUAUGCGGCUCGCAGAGUUCUGCCGAGAGAGUAUUUCGAUUGAAUGCCGAGGAACUGAUGGAUUCCAGCCUUGACGUUUAG
This is a messenger RNA of Aspergillus versicolor CBS 583.65, 912 nucleotides long. Its product is annotated as putative TIM barrel metal-dependent hydrolase. Lineage: Eukaryota; Fungi; Ascomycota; Eurotiomycetes; Eurotiales; Aspergillaceae. Gene Ontology annotation, molecular function: hydrolase activity. The record is from RefSeq and is a predicted model, not a curated record. The transcript has 2 exons. Bases 1 to 912 code for a protein of 303 amino acids.